AUGACGGAAAAAUUAAAGGAUUAUCAAGUUCUCGAUGUACUCUGCGGCGGCACAUUCUACAAAGUUAAGCACAAGGUCACCAACAACAUAUUUGCGUGGAAAGCUUACGAUUGCACUUCGUACUCCGACGAACAAAUACAAAAUAUCGUGAAUGAAGUGAAAAUAAUUAGUAAAGCGAUAUCUGGCAACUUGCUGCGAUAUUACGACACAAUAUUCCACAAUGCAUCCAAAACUCUGUACUUUGUCCUUGAGUACAACUCCUGGCAAAGCGUACAGGAACUGACCGCUGUUUGCAAGGCCACUGAUAAAUAUUUCUCCGAAAACUUCAUUUGGCAUCUUUUGUUGGAGCUGGCACGAACUUGUAAAGUUGUUGAAAAUUUAAAUUUUGCAGUCAUAAGAAAAUGCAUAACUCCGGCUACUAUUUACGUAGACCGCAGCGGAGAAGUUCGAGUCGAUUGCUUCCAGUUGUCUUCGGCGAUCUCAGGAGCAUCAGACCUCAUAAAACAAGUCGGAGAUGUGAUCCAUACGAUGUGCUACCUGAAACAGAGUUCUGACAACAAAAUCAACGAAUUCAAAUACAGUGAGGAUUUGAAAGAUGUAGUAUCUUUUCUCACGGAUGAAAAAAACUUCACUCUUCGUCCCGAGGUUGUUAUUUACUACCCAACAAUUUUAACAAAUACGGAAGCUAAGACCAAGCCGAAACAUUUGACAGAAAUAUUGAUAUCAAAUGAAGAUAUACUAAAAAAAUCAGAAUCAAAUAAAUGUGAUUCUGAAAAGGCUGUUGAAAUGUGCCAGAAUAUCAAACCUUUGGCAAGGACCCCUUUUAAUACUACAGACAGUCCAAUUUACUUAAAUUUGAACCCAAAACUUGAAGAGGACAGAGAAAUUGAUGGUGUAAAACCAGUACAAGCAACAUUGUCGCCUACAUUGGCCGCUUUGGCCUUAGAACUUCCAGGAUAUGUUCCUCGAAGCAGAAAACCUUACAGUGAAUCCUUAGAGACAUACAACCCAGCACAAAAAAUUUCUGCAGAAACAAUGAGUCACCAGUGGAUGUCUCGUCUCAUAGCUUUGAGAGAGAGAGAACAGUUAUUAAAUAAGAGGGAAAGGGAACUUGUUGUUAAAGAAAUAAUAAACAGUCCUGCUACAAAACAACAAGUGCUCAACAAUCAAUUGGAUGUCUAUCAGAGUAAUGGUAUAACUUUACCACCAGUUGUAGCUAGCGCUGAGAAGAAUAGAUGGAAAUCGCGUCGCCGUCGCAACCGAUCUAGCUCUGUGCGCUCUAGGGCUCGCCGACAAAGCUACAGUUAUGAAGAUUUAGACAGUUCUUUGUCAGCUGAUACUGGAGAUGGAAGUAUCAUUGUCACAGCUACUAAGUUUACUGCAGAAAAUAUGCCACGACGCAAUAUAUUCCCUCACAUAACAUCUAAAAAAGUGCAUUUCACACCAAAAAAUCCUUUUGUUGGAAGUGAUGAAAGUGUCACCUUAACAUUUUAUGAUUUAGAACAUUUGGAUGGCGAAGACAACAAUGACAUUGUAGGACAUGAAGAAAAGGAUAUAAGGAAGUUCAAGUAUUUUGAUUUAGACACUGUGACAUCAGAGGAAAGAACAUCUAAGCAAUGGUGCCACUCAUCCCCAUCUAAGCAAGCAAAAGUAUUCAGAGAUAUAACAAACCAGGGUACCUUAAGAAAAACACCAUCGAAGAGCAGUCUUACAUCUAGAAGCUCCAUAACUUCAAGAUGCUCUAUGAUGUCAACCAGAAGUCACUGGAGUAUGGAGUCUAGUAAUAGUAAGAUUAGUGAGGGUUAUGUCUCUGAUAGAACACGGUCUAGCAUGAGACAAUUCCCACAAACUCCAACUGCACCUCCCGACUUGAAGAAGACUAAGAGCAGGAAAUCUCUACUCCAAUUUAAAACUCCAUUUAAAUUCAAAUCAUCCACCAAGGUA
Molecule: messenger RNA, 1944 nt
Organism: Iphiclides podalirius (scarce swallowtail)
Lineage: Eukaryota; Metazoa; Arthropoda; Insecta; Lepidoptera; Papilionidae
Source: the annotation of a GenBank genome assembly